ACGCUGGCUUGCCUGGUCAGCCAGGAGCACCAGGGAAAGAGGGCAAAAGGGGUCGACAAGGAAAAUCAGGAGAUCCAGGGACUCCAGGACAACCGGGUCCACCUGGAUCAUGUGAUGCUGGGGCUAUUAAGGGUGAGAAGGGUGACCUGGGUGUCGCAGGAGUUGAAGGCCAGAAGGGCGAGAGAGGGGAUCCUGGUUUGCCUGGCCAGCAGGGAGCCAUUGGAAUAAAAGGGCAAAAGGGUGAAGAAGGACUCCGAGGACUGCCAGGCCCUGUUAUGACAGCACAUGGUCUGAGACUUUCUGGACCUGGGGAAGGAGGUGCGAAAGGCCAGAAAGGAGACCAGGGUGAAAAGGGGUCUGAAGGCCCACAAGGACUAAAGGGAGAUACUGGAUUGCCUGGGCCGACAGGGACUCCAGGACCUGAGGGAAAACAGGGUCCACCUGGUCUCACUGGACUCCCUGGUCUUCUUGGAGACCAGGGCUCUCCCGGUAAGCCAGGAACACCUGGAAAAGAUGGAAUAAAAGGAGAGAAGGGUGAUGCAGGCGGAGCUCCAGGGCCAGUAGGUACUCCAGGUCCCAAGGGUGAGCCCGGUGAGCCCUGCAAUGCUGGACCCUGCAAUGUGGAGGAGGUCGUGUCUGGCCCACGUGGGUCACGAGGCCCUAAGGGUGAGCGAGGUGUACCUGGAGUACCUGGAGACGCAGGAGAGAAAGGGGAACCUGGUGUUGGAAUCACUGGACCCCCUGGUCUGAUGGGACCAAAAGGGGAUCCAGGGAUUCAGGGUCCCCGUGGACCCCCAGGACUAGCCGGAUUACCAGGAAAUAUGGGACCUCCAGGCCCACAAGGCAAACCAGGACCCCCUGGACCCCCUGGAGAACCGACAGCGCUACCCAUUGUUGGAGACAUGGGCGCAUUAUUGAAGAAUGCCUGCAGUGUGUGUCAAACAAGAGUACCUGGUCUGCCAGGACAAAAAGGAGAGAAAGGAUCCCAUGGAGCUCCAGGUGUCCCGGGACUGGAUGGAGAAAAGGGGGAUCAGGGUCUGCGGGGCCCAGUUGGUAAUCCAGGGAAAGAAGGUCCAAAGGGAGUGAAGGGUGAAAGAGGGUUUCCUGGACCAAUGGGUUACAAGGGUGAUGAGGGGGCCCAUGGUGUGCCAGGAUUACCUGGAGCCACAGGCCGUAUAGGUGCACCGGGACUUAUAGGCAGACCAGGACCUGUUGGACCCCCAGGACCAAAGGGAGAUAGGGGCAGCGAGGGACCGACAGGUAGACCCGGACCACCUGGACCUCCUGGUGCUCCGUAUGUAGAGGGCAAUGGAAUGAGCAGUCUCUAUAAGCUUCAGAAUGGAGGGACUAAUGCUGGUCAACCUGGGCCACCUGGGCCACCUGGACCAUCGGGCCCCAAAGGAGAUGAAGGAAAGAUGGGUGAGCCGGGACUGAUGGGAUUACCAGGACUUGAGGGGCUGCAAGGUGCUAAGGGGGAUCCUGGCCUUCCUGGUCCACCUGGAAUCGCUGGACCCGUUGGAAAGCCUAGCCCACGUGGUGAGCCAGGGAUCCCUGGACAGCCGGGAGAGCGGGGACCACUGGGAGAGACUGGCUUCCCUGGACCUGAAGGGCCUCCUGGGGCCCCUGGAAGGCCGGGGAAAGAUGGAAUUCCGGGCUAUGAGGGAGCCACAGGCAGACCUGGGGACAGAGGUUCCAAAGGAGAACGAGGAGAUCCGGGGAUAACAGGAGAAAGAGGAGUCCAGGGAGAGAGAGGGAGACCUGGAGAUAAAGGGCCUGUUGGUCCACAGGGGCUGCCUGGAGAGAAAGGAGAACCAGGACCACCUGGGUCUUUAACGUCACCGGGGACAGUGAAUCUGUUGAGUGAUACAGCUGCCUUGGAGGAAAUUAAAACAUUUAUUCGAAAUGAAGUAUUGCGUGUGUUUGAAGAGAGGUUUUCAGAGAGUUACACUUUGAUGCAGAAAACGCCAGCAGCUAUAUUAGCAGCACAGGGUCGACAAGGCCCUCCGGGGCCACCAGGCAAUGUUGGCUCCCCAGGACCCCCUGGAGUGCCAGGUCCUCCUGGCACCCAAGGGUAUCGAGGGCAGAAAGGGGAACGGGGUCAAAUGGGACUGGGCAUACCAGGAGCACUAGGCCCCACUGGCCCACCAGGAUUACCCGGAAUAGGCAUCCAAGGGCCCUCAGGUCCCCCAGGGCCUCAAGGUCCACAGGGCAGAUGUAACCCCAGUGACUGCCUCCACCCUUACCCUCACGGCAGACGGGAUGGGUAGGAUCUCUGACACUUUCUGAUUUAACCUGACAAGAUCCUGGAAACUAAUCAAAGUCACAUACGCAAACUUUGGACUCUACUAAAAUACUAUUAAAAGCAAGUGUGGUCAUCCUGAUAGAAGAGAUACAUCCAGCUGUGAUUUUUUUUUUAUUUUUUAAACUUCAUCCGUUAUGUGUGUGGAAAUUUUCAGUCCCUCCUGAUAUGCAAAUUGCAAACAUGACACAGUAUGUUUAUCUUCUGCAAUGCAGGCGGCAAUACAGCUAAAAUUUGUGACGUCAUUCAGGUAUGUCUUUUAUCUCUGUUACUCAUAUUUGUGACCAAAUGCAUUCUGCAUUUACUCAUUUCCCAUAUGUUGCGUGGUUGACAUAUGAAAGUUAAAAUCACAUCGUUACAUUAAUCAGAAUGGAUAGUUUUAUCUGGUGAGAUGUAAUCAAGACAAAAUUAUAAUUUUAUUUACUGUACACUUGCAUAUUUUUCUUAAGCUGACGUGAAGUUUAUUUUUAAUUGAAUUGUGAUGUCGUUGUGCAAUCUAGAAGUAGAAAAUGAAAAUGUUAACAAAUAUUAUGUAAAUAACAUUAUGGACAUUUCUUCAGAUGCUAAAUGUCAAACAUUUAAUUUUGACAAAUGUUUAAAGAAGUGUUUAAAGUAGUAACUUUGCUCAUGAAGGGAGUAAAUUAUUAUUGUGUUUAUCACCUCACAUGCACUGUCAGUACAUGUAUAUUGGAUCGCUCAUUGUAAUUGACUGAUCCAUUCAGGUUUAAGGACAUUUUUAGAUAAAGUGGAAGCCCAGCUGCUUUCUGGGACCCUAGACACAGCAUGUUAUGUAAUAAAUUCUACAUAUAUACAGUAUUUGACAAGGAGGAGGGUGUGGCUGGGCUGGCGCUGAGUCAGCUAAUCAGCGGGAGAGAGAGACGCACACGGCCGCUGUGUGUCUCUCUCCGUCUCUCUCUCUCUCCCGAAC
Molecule: messenger RNA, 3227 nt
Organism: Myxocyprinus asiaticus (Chinese sucker)
Lineage: Eukaryota; Metazoa; Chordata; Actinopteri; Cypriniformes; Catostomidae
Product: collagen alpha-1(XIX) chain-like
Exons: 39
Coding region: 276-2267 (663 amino acids)
Source: RefSeq, a predicted model, not a curated record